CUGCCACUCAAACGGACAUAUCCUCGGAGUCGAUGUUGAAAAGAGGAAUGUUAAAUAUAAGGGAAUGAAUGUUGUGUUAAUGUAUGUUCAUUAACAAUCUCACCAGUGCGUACUAAUUGAGCAGGAUGGCCGCUAACACAAACCUGUUCGCCGACAAGGAGACCAAUAAUUGGUUCAAAGCGUGCAUUGGACUCAAUGUGACGAAGCAAGGACUCACUAAUUUUCUUUGCACAGAAUUACAGAAACUACACACCGUUGUUGGUAGUAGUUGUGGAAAGUGCCCAAUUGAACAACUCAUACCAUGUCCAACAAACCCAUAUUGUAACAAGAAGAAACGGACUAAUUGUCCUUUUCACAAAUCACAGAAACCACAGCUAUGUCCAACAUGUGAUAAUGUAAAACAGAAAAUCAUAUUGCAACACAGAUAUGGUGCACCUUCCUGGAAGAACACUCAUGCGGAAAAGUGGACAUCAGACUAUUGGGAAAUAGGAAAAUGCUACCUCCCUACGGACGGAUAUAGUAGUAUUUCCUCGGUCCAGGAAUCGGACUUCAAUGGUGUGAUAAGCAUCAUAUUGAAUUGCCUACAUUUCCAGACAUGUCUCUCCACCUUAUGUUUAUCCCCUCCACCGCCCGAUAAGCAAUGUCCACUAGAAAAGGUCCGUCAGAUUGGCCGAGAUGUACGACACACAUCCGACUGCAAGGUUACAGAUGCUGACCUGCAGGACUAUUUCCAGACACUGAACGCGCUGCUGGCUGACGCACAAUACUUAAAACAUGAUCCUUCAGCCAUCAUAGCUUGUACAAGACUUAGUGAUUUGCAGAAUGAUCGUUUGUCCAUCGAAGAAGUGGGCAAGCUGUUGAAAGAAGCCAAUCACACUCUCGAAGAUGCAAAAAAGGCCGGCGAAUGUUUUUCUGAGAAGGCAGAAAGGACCUUGGCAAAAGCUCUGCAGAAAUUGGAUGUAACUACUCUGUUUGGGGAGCAACGACUUAAAAAGAAGACAGAGGUUGGAAAACAACGCCUUCAAAGCAAGACCAAACUUGGAGAACACCGCCUUGAACGAAAGACAACAUGUGGUGAACAACGCCUUGAAAGCAAGACAAAAUAUGGCGAACAAUGCCUUGAAAACAAGGCUUUCUUUGGGAAACAACGCCUUCAAAGAAAAACACAGCUUGGAGAAGAACGAAUUGAAAGCAAGACACAGUAUGGAGAACAACGCAUCGAAACAAGGAUUAACAAGGCAGUUCAAUGCCUUGAUAGCAAUGUAAAUGAUGGAACACAACGCAUCAAACUCAGUGUACAGCAUGGCAUUGAUCGCAUGCAACAGAAAGCAAAGAAAACUGCCCAAGCAAACUACGAACGAGACAUUGCAGAUCUUCGCCGUCGUUUAGUCGACCAUUACAAUGACACUACGAGCAAUGUGCCUCUUUCAGUAUUGGACCAGAGUCUUGAUAAACGUAUAACAGAUAUAUAUGAAACGCCGAAGAUUCACCGAAUUGAAAUAACAAAAGAUGGAAAACGCGUUAAAAAGGAGCAAGUACUGACAUACACAGAACUCUUUUGCUCAGACGAUAGAAAUCCAAAUCGACGUGUAUACUUACAAGGCGAGCCCGGCAGCGGCAAGUCCACGUUUGCAGCUCAAUUAGUUCAUAAUUGGUGCGACGGGAAUCGGCCUUCAACGGUAGCUCCAAACGAUCAUUCAUCCUUUGAUGACUUAUUAAUCAUUCAAAAUUUUCAGUUUAUGUUUUUCAUCGCGUUGAGAGAAUCGAGAGGUUCGACCGAUGUAACGCAUAUGAUAAAGAAACAACUUAUUGACACAUUGUAUUCAGAGGAAAAACGUGAUGAAAUGUACAAACUUCUACUCCAAAUUAUAGAGACGGAAGUGUGCCUGGUAGUGCGAGACGGUCUAGAUGAAUGGGUGGCACCUUACGGUAGUAACCUUGCUGAACCUUCUAUGGCGGGGUUUCCAAAUGACAAGUGCACGGUUCUUACAACAUCUCGACCAUGGAAACUGGCUGAGGAACGAAUCAAGAACUCACAGAUCGACAUUCUCGUAGAGAUCGAGGGGAUUAAUGACCCAGAUACAUUUUGUGAAAGGGUACUGCGAUGCAUACUUGACGAGAGCAAGGAUCUUAAGACAACGGCUUCUGAAAUUAGGAGCUUUAUAUCAGAUCUACGUUUCAAGACAUCACACAGGCAGGAUAUAGAGAAGCUGUUGCAAAUGUCCAAACUGGAAUUCUCCUCAGACUCAGUCACUUCGAAAUCAAUGAGAAUAACUUAA
Dreissena polymorpha is the source of this 2279-nucleotide messenger RNA. RefSeq lists its product as uncharacterized. The record is from RefSeq and is a predicted model, not a curated record. The transcript is spliced from 5 exons. The coding region runs from base 126 to 2279 and encodes 717 amino acids. NCBI's taxonomy places the organism in Eukaryota, Metazoa, Mollusca, Bivalvia, Myida, Dreissenidae.